Molecule: messenger RNA, 2052 nt
Organism: Exophiala dermatitidis NIH/UT8656
Lineage: Eukaryota; Fungi; Ascomycota; Eurotiomycetes; Chaetothyriales; Herpotrichiellaceae
Exons: 1
Coding region: 113-469 (118 amino acids)
Source: RefSeq, a predicted model, not a curated record
GAAGAGUGCUUGGGAUUGAAGAGUGCUUGGGAUUGAAGAGUGCUUGGGUUGAGGAGAGCUCCCCAGAAGCACAGUGGAAGUGAAAGAUACAGAGAAAACAAGGGGACUGAAGAUGAAGAGGGAGCAAGCUCAAGGCACAACUGGGGGUUCACGCUUGAUUGCUUCCCAGGAGCUUUGGGAAAUGUUUGACAGGCAGAGGGCACCAUGGGCAGAGGCAAGAAGGGAAAGGAAUAGCAGACAACUGAGUUCUUUCUUGCAGGAUCAAAGUCCUCAUGAGUUGACAGCUCGAAGGCCGUCAGAAGACAGGCCAUCCAGGAAAACAGUGGGAGAACAAAUCAGAGCAAAACAAGGCAGGAAAAGACAAGAUUGUGGCAGCGACGAGGUACUCACCAGCUCAACUUCUCAAAAAAGUUCUUCUCACACAAUCACCAGAGUCUUGAUCGAUCUGUACACAGUCAGCAGUAUCUAGAGUGCAAUCUAAAGCAGAGCAGCAGAGAGCAGAGGCAAUACUCACCUUGAAGAAAGGAAGAGAAAGGAAGAAUGAAAAGCGAGAGAAAGGAAGAGGUAUUUAUACCUGAGCUGUCCUCGAGCAGGCUGGCAGGGCAACAAGAACUGUUGAGGAACAUGAUCAUGACCCGUUUGUGAUCGUCGAACAUUGCCAUGGUUCAUCGAAUGGAAAGAAUCCCAAUGCGAAGAGAGCGGAGUUGUGGCCGUUGACAAGGCAAUGUGUGGCGAUUUGUGGUGUUGUGAAAGUUAAACUCCAUCACGCGUUCAUACACAACCCAAAGAUUGGUUCAGCAGCUCUUCCUGUGGCAACAUCACACAGUGUCCUUUUCUUCCUGUUGAACCUUAUUCUCGGCCAGCAUUCUUUCAGCAGCAAGAGGACGAUAGAUUCGAGAGGGAGACAGAGAGACAGAGACAUAACAUCCUGCGUUGAAUGAAUCAGAGCCCUCGACAAUCCAUUGACGGAGGGAGUUCUGCAGCUUUGCAUCCAGCAUUGAGAUAAGAGACGUUGGAGCGAAGGAGUGCAGGUGGGAGCGGAGCGGAGCGUGUAUUUCAUGGGUCGACCAAUCCUUCUUCGAUCCUGCGGCGGAAAGUUUCUUGGUAAGGGAUGGUGGAGGACUUGACAGGGCAUUUGGAGCGGCUGAGACAAGGCCGCGUGUGUAUGGUCAGUCAUGCGGCUAAUGUGAGGUUCGAGAUGAAAGCUUCAGUGUAACUGGACGACUGCGACGACAACACGGUGGCCAUACACUGAUCGCCGUGGUUGCUGGGUGCAGUUCAGCGGAGGGCGGAACUUGAAGCUGUGGCGGGGGAGUUCUUCAAGGGAACCAUUGAAGUUGGACUGCGGCGGGAUAUGGUUUUGGCUGCCCAAGCAACCAGCCUCUCGAAAGUCCAGAUGGACAGAGGCGAGGUCACGGGGAAUCAAGAAAACAACCAACUUAAACACGAAUUCCAAACAGAUAACAAAGUCGUCAGCAGGGGUACAAGGAUGGCUCAGUGGCAGGAAAAGUGCGGGAGCAUGACUGGCCAGUUUGGCGGGCAGUGAGAUAUCCAACAACCACCCUUAUUUUCAAGGCUUCAGAGGAACCUUUAGAAAAGUACUUUGGCUCGUUUUGCAAACACAGCAGCUGCAGUGCCUUUGCCGACAGUUGCGUCAUGAGCCGUUGCUGCUGAAGGGAUCAAUCAAGCAAGUGCAAAGCUGGCACAACGAAACAUUCCAUACCAACACCGCUGGCAUUACCUCUGCAAAGUGCACGAGAACACCUUGAAGGGCUUCCCAUUCACUGGCUGGCACCCACCAGAGCAUGACUGGGGGCGGAACUGACCAUAUUUGCUGUCUAAUUGUGCCGCAUGAAACCUGCUGGCAACGACUGUCGUUGAAAGUAAAUUGUGUGGUAUUGCAGCCUUGCUUAGUCAUAGACUGCUGCGCAGACCAAAUACUGUAAAAAAUAAUAUGGGCCGCACAGUGGACCACCCCAGCCUCGUCUACGGUAUUCAUUCCAAAGCAACCAAGUACCCUCAGGCGAGAGCCUUCGCUUGAGGAAUCCCAAG